Messenger RNA from Neoarius graeffei (lesser salmon catfish), 896 nucleotides. RefSeq names its product mitochondrial ribosomal protein L17 (gene mrpl17). Gene Ontology annotation, biological process: translation. Gene Ontology annotation, molecular function: structural constituent of ribosome. Bases 176 to 679 code for a protein of 167 amino acids. NCBI's taxonomy places the organism in Eukaryota, Metazoa, Chordata, Actinopteri, Siluriformes, Ariidae. The transcript has 3 exons. Gene Ontology annotation, cellular component: mitochondrial large ribosomal subunit; ribosome. The record is from RefSeq and is a predicted model, not a curated record.
AGAAAACGAUACUGUUUUGCGCAUGCUGAAUGUGUGUUUACCAUUAGGUUUUUAGUGUAAACCGUUUUAAGACAGACCCAAGUUAAUUUUGGAUAUCAAAUACGUUAGUUUGAUAUUUGCCACAUAUAGAUAUAUCCAAAUCUAGAAGGUGUUUCCUUCAGACUAUCUUCGCGAAAUGCGUCUGACUGCACGAGUGCUGAUUUCUCACGGGCGCGUGGCUCGGCGGAUGGGCCUCGGUCCUGAGUCCCGAAUAAACAUGCUUCGGAACAUCCUGACGGGUUUGGUUCGACAUGAGAGGAUCGAGACUACACGAGCCCGAGCCGACGAGGUUAGAUUUUACGCUGAAAAGUUAAUUGACUAUGCCAAAAAAGGAGAUACUAAUAAAAAGUCAAUGGAAAUGGCAGAUUUUUGGCUUACGGAGAAAGAUCUGAUUCCUAAGCUUUUCAAAGUACUUGCUCCGAGGUUCGAACACCAGUCCCAUGGAUAUACACUCAUGGCCCGUCUUCCAAACAGGGAGAACCUGGACCGUGCUGCUAUGGCUGUUCUGGAGUAUAAGGGCAAUCCAUUCCCCCCCUUGUAUCCUGUGAAACGUAACAGUGAACUGAACCUGGUUAACCAACUUCUAAAAGGGUACAGAGAAGAGAGAGCCCAACUGAGUACAAAAAUUACGGACUCAUAGGUUAUUCAUUUAUCAUAUUACACUGUUUUGUCUAACAUUUUUUUGUUUGGUGUGGGAGAGACUGAUUUACUUUGAGACUUGCGCCUUCAUCUACAGCAUGAAGAUACAGCCUUCUUUUCUUUUGUAGAAAGGUUUGGAUACGUCAUGCCUAUUUAUUUAUCAUCUUUCAAACUUUAUAGUAAGAAAUUUAACUGAAUAAAUGUAUCCAAUAAUCUUA